AUGGCUUUCACUGCUAACGCCUCUAUCAACUGGACGACCUUAAGUGCGCUCCGGAGCCAAAAGCAUGGUGUUCUUAGUGCAAGCGAUCCUUUAAGACUGAAAUAUAUUUCGAUCAUCGUCAACCAGCGCGCAUUUUUUCACAGCAGAAAUGAUGAAGAAAGCAUGGCGAGGCCAGAAGGCGUCGCAAAGCUUGAAGGCUCGAUUGACAAACACCAGCAUUCAUCAUUUCUACGUAGUAUUGAUUUGAAAUGUCCGACAUCGCAACGAAAAUUGUCCGCACUGGUUCAGGCAGUAGUCAAGACCAAGACAAAUACCGGCGAUUUUGUUCCGCAGAUAGUAAUUCAAAGCCUUUGCACAGCCUACCGAGGUAUGCAUAUUGAUGAAAAAAAAAAGUUUUUACUCAUCUUAGCACAGGAUCUUCAUAUUGACACGAAGGCGGCUUUGCAAAGCGCUGCUCAAUAUGAGCAGAACUUUGAUAAGGUAAAGGACCCUUGCGGUGGACACGUGAACUGGAAACACGAAAAUGUUGAAAGAUACCUGCGUACGUUCAAAAAUUUGCGCAACGCUUUCACACCACUUUAUGAGACAUUUUUCCAACAGAUUUUGUCACAAAGAGAGAACGGCAUGCUGUUUUUGGUGCAUAUGCGUGCGGACCUACUUCAAAUUUUGCGCAAGAGUGCUUCUCAUACCGAAACUACUUCUCUACGUUCACUUGACGCGAGUUUGAAACAAUAUCUGGUAUCAUGGUUCGGCGUGGGAUUUCUUCGCUUAAAGCGUGUAACUUAUGAGCACUCUCCUGGCCAGCUUCUGGAAAAGAUCAUUCGGUAUGAGGCUGUACAUCCUGUGGGCACAAUUGCCGAGCUAAAGAGGCGGCUUGGCAACGGUCGCCGUUGUUUUGCUUUUUUUCAUCCAAGUAUUCCAGAAGAGCCUUUAGUCUUUGUACAUGUAGCGUUGAUGCAAGAGAUGGCAACCAGCAUGCAGUCAAUUCGCGAUGGAACGGAGCAAUUUGGUGACACGUCUCAGACAAAAGCUGCAAUAUUCUAUUCCAUCUCUUCGACGCAAAAAGGACUUUCGGGAGUGGACCUUGGCAACUUUUUAAUUAAAGAAGUCGCCAAAUCUCUUAAAAAGGAGUGCCCGCAUUUAAAAACUUUCGCAACUUUGAGUCCUCUGCCCCACUUUAUGUCAUGGCUCGAAACCCAGCGGUAUAAGACUGAUGAUUUGUUGGUGACUUUACCUGAGCUCGAUGCCUUGGUUGAUGUUCUUCAUGAACGUGGCAAUGCUACUCAAUUGGACUCACCACCUGUGGCUAUUGUUCUGAACGCACUUAUGAUUGAUAAGUGGAGUGAAGACCCAAUUUUGACUGCAGUUCUGAAGCCCAUCCUGCUAAAACUUGGGGUUCGGUACAUAUAUUAUGAAAAGAAGCGCGGGAAAGCACUAGAUCCCGUUGCGAACUUCCAUGUGCGAAAUGGCGCAAUCUUUGAGCGAAUUAACUGGCUGGCCGAUGUGUCCCAAAAGGGUCUUGCUCAAAGCGCUGGGAUGAUGAUAAACUACAAGUACGAUCUGGCACACGUGGAGACAAAUAAUGAAAACUACUUGAUGCACAACAUCAUUCCGGUUGGACUUCAGCCGCAGCAAACAUCGCUAUGGUGCUUGCACAAGAUGAGAUCGACGCAUGUAGGGAAGCAUUUCUCAACUUUGACAAAGAUCGGAGCGGCACUAUUGAUGUUUGGGAACUGCGCAAUGGGACAACAGCCGACCGAGGAAGAACUUUUUCAAAUGAUCAGCGAAGUUGAUGAAGAUAUGAGUGGCGCCAUUGAUUUUGCAGAGUUUUUGCAGGUCAUCGAUAAUCAGAAAGAUCGAGCCGCCAUGUUCGAAGAUGAUAGCGAUAUGAUCGAUGCAUUCGUUGCAUGCGGUGGAAAGCCAGACAAGACUGGAUUUGUGCGCAAAGAAACUUUAGUGAAAAUCGUCAAAACUGAUUUCGGUCUUACUAUCAAUAUCGAGGAAAUGAUCAAUAAGCUAGAUGUGAAUGGUAGCGGAGAAAUUGAAUUUGAAGAGUUUAAAGCCAUCCUGACGUAA
Messenger RNA from Plasmopara halstedii, 2076 nucleotides. RefSeq names its product malonyl-decarboxylase. Lineage: Eukaryota; Oomycota; Peronosporomycetes; Peronosporales; Peronosporaceae. The coding region runs from base 1 to 2076 and encodes 691 amino acids. Gene Ontology annotation, cellular component: peroxisomal matrix; mitochondrial matrix. Gene Ontology annotation, biological process: positive regulation of fatty acid oxidation; fatty acid biosynthetic process; malonyl-CoA catabolic process. The record is from RefSeq and is a predicted model, not a curated record. Gene Ontology annotation, molecular function: calcium ion binding; malonyl-CoA decarboxylase activity. The transcript has 14 exons.